CGGACAAGAAAAAGCGCUUCAGUCUCUGUUCUGUCUCUGUCUGCUGCCAGUUAGUUUAGAUCCUCUAGUUUCUUUUUUUUACCUCUACUUUUAACUUCUUAACUUAUAUUUUUAUUUAUUCUGUCCGUCUAAACUUGAGGAAAUCAAAAUGCUUUCUGCUCGCUCUCCACUUUCCGUCAAGAAUGAGAACAAACUCAGCAGCGAGAUCAACAACAUGUCGCUGGACAAAGAAAACACGCCUCCCAGCCUGAACAACACCCGCAUCUUGGCGUCCAAAACCGCGCGUAAAAUCUUCGACGAUGCUACGCCCAAAGCUGUGACGAAGAGCAGCAGCAGUGAGGAAGAGCCGCUGCUGAAGGAAAACCCUCGUCGCUUCGUCAUCUUCCCCAUCCAGUACCAUGACAUCUGGCAGAUGUACAAGAAGGCUGAGGCCUCUUUCUGGACCGCAGAGGAGGUGGAUCUGUCGAAGGACCUGCAGCACUGGGAGUCUCUGAAGGAUGAGGAGAGGUACUUCAUCUCUCAUGUGUUGGCUUUCUUUGCCGCCAGCGACGGCAUCGUCAACGAGAACCUGGUGGAGCGCUUCACCCAGGAAGUGCAGGUGACAGAGGCCAGAUGUUUCUAUGGUUUCCAGAUUGCCAUGGAGAACAUCCACUCAGAGAUGUACAGCCUCCUCAUCGACACAUACAUCAAGGACGCCAAAGAGAGAGAAUACCUCUUCAAUGCCGUGGAGACUCUGCCGUGUGUGAAGAAGAAGGCCGACUGGGCCAUCAACUGGAUCGGCAACAAGAGCGCCAACUAUGGAGAGCGUGUGGUGGCCUUCGCUGCCGUGGAGGGAAUCUUCUUCUCUGGUUCCUUCGCUGCCAUCUUCUGGCUGAAGAAGAGAGGCCUGAUGCCCGGCCUGACCUUCUCCAACGAGCUCAUCAGCAGAGACGAGGGUCUGCACUGCGACUUCGCCUGUCUGAUGUUCAAACACCUGCUGAACAAACCGUCCGCAGAGACUGUCACCAGCAUCAUCAGGAACGCCGUGGAGAUCGAACAGGAGUUCCUGACAGAGGCUCUGCCGGUGAAGCUGAUCGGGAUGAACUGUGAGCUGAUGAAGCAGUACAUCGAGUUUGUAGCCGACAGACUGAUGCUGGAGCUCGGCUUCUCAAAGAUCUACCGGGUGGAGAACCCCUUCGACUUCAUGGAGAACAUCUCUCUGGAGGGAAAGACCAACUUCUUUGAGAAGCGUGUGGGCGAGUACCAGAGGAUGGGCGUGAUGUCCGGCCCCACAGACAACACCUUCAGGCUGGACGCAGACUUCUGAGGACCGAGGUGGACGGACCAACACUCAGACGCACAUAGAUGAUUUUCACUUAUGAAGCAGGAAGUUUAAAAUAUCACAUUGGGCUAACAUGUCAAGUUGGACUUUCUAUUUCAAACAAAUCCAUGUUGACCCUGUGAUGGACUCUACCUCUCACCCAGUGCAUGCUGGGAUUGACUUCAGCACAAUAAGACCAGAAGAAGAAUGGACUGAUUCUCACUACUAUACAGAACAUUUUAUAACAUUUCACAGCUGCUGAGCUGUGAUGAAAUCAAUCAGACUAUUGGAGCACUGCAGCCUGUUUUUUGUAAAUAAAGUUUGUUUUUAGCUGUAUUUUGUAAUCUUGAGAUUUAUAUUAGUUAUUUUAUAUCAGUGUGGUGUUUUAGGAUACUUUAUUGUAUUGAAUUGCACAGACUUCUGUGUUUUGACAUUAAACUUAUCGGUACUGUA
Molecule: messenger RNA, 1753 nt
Organism: Thunnus maccoyii (southern bluefin tuna)
Lineage: Eukaryota; Metazoa; Chordata; Actinopteri; Scombriformes; Scombridae
Product: ribonucleoside-diphosphate reductase subunit M2
Exons: 10
Coding region: 149-1306 (385 amino acids)
Biological process (GO): deoxyribonucleotide biosynthetic process
Cellular component (GO): cytosol
Molecular function (GO): ribonucleoside-diphosphate reductase activity, thioredoxin disulfide as acceptor
Source: RefSeq, a predicted model, not a curated record